AUGAAAAGGAAAGCUUUACAAACUGUGGGAGGUGGAUCAACAACGAGUAGUGGGGUUGGAGGAGUAAUUAAAACUUCAACUACGAAAGAGAGAGCAAAUCCAUUAAGAAGAGUGGAAAGACGUUCAACACAAAGGAAUAUUAAUGGUUUAAAUAAAGAAAUAGACAGUGUAAGACCUCCUCAAACAAAUACAUUUGAUUUCUCAUUUAAAUCUAUUCCUGAAAAAUCUGCUGCAUUGGCUGCUGCAAGUGUUAAUGCUGCCAGUGCCAAAAGAUUGGCCGCCGUAUCACCUAUUCAAACAAUGAAUUCAAAGAAUGAUCCUUAUUCUUCACCAUUAUUUUUACAACAAUCACAAACUAAAGCUUCAACAAAACCACUUUUACCACCAUUACCUCCACCCCCUCCCGUAACUCCUAAACGGAUACCAAAUUCUGGACAAAAAAAUGGGGAUUGGAUUUGUAUGUUUUGUGAAUAUCGAUUGUAUUACGGUGAUGGAAGGCGACGAAGGCGACCUAAAACGAUCACCGGAAAUAUGAAUGGUAGCGAUGGAAUGAACAAUAAUACAAUGGAAGGGGGGAAUUCGUCUGAUAAGGCAAUUGCAACUUGA
Diversispora eburnea is the source of this 606-nucleotide messenger RNA. The record is from the annotation of a GenBank genome assembly. Lineage: Eukaryota; Fungi; Glomeromycota; Glomeromycetes; Diversisporales; Diversisporaceae.